This is a messenger RNA of Lepisosteus oculatus (spotted gar), 1683 nucleotides long. It is a transcript of the gene mrnip, whose product is annotated as MRN complex interacting protein. Gene Ontology annotation, cellular component: nucleus. The record is from RefSeq and is a predicted model, not a curated record. NCBI's taxonomy places the organism in Eukaryota, Metazoa, Chordata, Actinopteri, Semionotiformes, Lepisosteidae. Gene Ontology annotation, biological process: mitotic G2 DNA damage checkpoint signaling. Gene Ontology annotation, molecular function: chromatin binding.
UUUUUCAAAUUAGCUUGCCGGGAAAAGAAGGCGUAGUCUUUUUCUUCCUACUGUACGUUGGAGCUAGUUUUUUUUUACUGUAAGUGUAACAACGUGUAUUGUGGAGUAAGCAAAGUCAUGGUGCAGGAAUUUCAGGUCCUGAGAUGUUUCACAUGCAAAACCUUCCAAGUCCAUCAGGUGAAAAAGAGCAAUAAGUGGAACUGCAAAAUGUGUGGAGAAAAACAGUCCCUAAUGAAGAUAUAUGGACAGGGCUCUGGUGCUGACUGCAGGCGCCAUGUUCAAAAACUCAAUGCAAUGCGUGGAGAAAUAAUACAAGCAGAAGAAGAUCAUGCAUGUGAGCAAGCUAGGUUUUCAGAAGACAUUCAGUCACAAGAUGAAAAUUUGAGCAUUGCAGUUGAACCGAAUGUGGAAGCAGAAAAAGAAGCCAGUUGCUGGAGCAACUAUCUGCAGGACAGUACUGAGGAGUCGAGAGAAGAGACAACGAGGAGUGAAGAGGAUAAUCUGUACACUGACAGUAGCUGCUUUAAUGUACAGAAUGUCAUCAAUAAGACUUCAAGGAAACGUAAGAAGAGCUGGGAUUCUGCCAAUACACCAACUAAGGAAUUUACAAAUCAUGUCUUCUAUGAAGGCGUCUGGAAAAAAUGCAGUGAUCAAGAGAAGAAUGAGAAGCCAAUGAUGGAUGAGAGAAGAAGUUUGACUUUAAUAAAUAGAAAUUCAAAACUCCUGGAAUCAUCAACAACAGGUUCUCCUGGUGCCUCAGCUGCCAAGAGAGUCUCUACAGCAAUUAAGGCUUCAUCUAACCCUGGAUACAACGCAAAGCACUCUGAGCUCAAGGCUUUGAAAUGGGAUAAGUACCUUUCUUUUCCUUCAGAAGAUAAAAAGGAGAAAAGAGACUUUCAGGGGCAGAGAGAAAGGGAAAUUACUGUUACCACGGAUGCGAGGCUGGAAGGUGAUAUAUUUUCUAUUGUUAAAUCCAUUGCUGAUGACAGUUAUGAAGACAGGAGAUGUUACAAAGUCCAAGAAGUUCAUUGUGAAAAUAAGACACAUCAAAUAUCUACAGUACAGAAUCAAUGUUUAUUUCCUGAAACUGUGCCCGAGACUGUAACUUCAUCCAUCAUGUACCAGAAUGCCACAGAGAUUCGUACUCUGUCAGCAAAAACAGGCGAUUGGCACAGCAACUUUGAAUUAAAUUUAGAAAGCUCCGAUUGUGCUAGUGAAUCCCAACUUUGCCAAGAUCCAUUAUUUCCAUCCUCUACUAUUAAUGGUAAGAUAAAUCCAGCUCGAAAACAAUAUUCUUCCAUGUCGUCUCUCUUCCAGACAGAUGAGGACUUUGAUGAUUUUUUGUAGCCUUCAGUCAAGCCUCUGUGGUAAUUUCAAAUGAUAUUCAAAGUUUUUUUUCCCCCCUUCUUACUGUACACUAUUCUCCUAACUGGAUGUACAUAGAUUAAACGAUUACUUGCUUGAUUGUGGAAUUAGGUCUUAGAAGGCAAAUAUCUCAAAUGUGUAAAUGUGGAUUAAUUUGUUUAAUAACUUGGAAUAACAGUUCUGUUGUUAACCAUUUUUACUUAUGACCUUUAGUGCAUAUUCAGAUAACAAUCACAGAAGCUUCAUUACUUAUUUUAAACUGCUGUUGCAGAAUGUAUGAUUAAUUAAAUGUAUAUUAAAAUACAUGUGUAAAAAUAG